Coniophora puteana RWD-64-598 SS2 is the source of this 1158-nucleotide messenger RNA. RefSeq lists its product as uncharacterized. The record is from RefSeq and is a predicted model, not a curated record. Bases 1 to 1158 code for a protein of 385 amino acids. NCBI's taxonomy places the organism in Eukaryota, Fungi, Basidiomycota, Agaricomycetes, Boletales, Coniophoraceae. The transcript has 6 exons.
AUGUGCCUGUUGACCCUGCCUUUGACUUCACACCAUUCCAAGGAGAAGUUGUCCAUGCAGACAACUUGGAUGGAUGGGACUCAGAAAGGUGGUGACCAACCAUUGGAAUCAGAGGUCAAGGGCGGAAAAGGAAAGCAGAAGGCGGCAGCAUCAAAGAUCAUGGUGGGCUGCCUGCAACGCGAAGGGCCGUAUUUGGCGUACAACGCAGAAAGCAAGCUCAAUGGAAAGUCAUAUAUAUUCAUGAGACAGGACAACUGGGAAUGGGCUCAACGUGAAGUGCUGGAGAAACUGCAUUCCCCUACCAAGUAUCCCACACUUGACGAUUGGGAAUGGCUGAGACUUGAGACGAAGGACCCAAUUGCACAACGAUGGUCUCUCAUCAAGAUGGCAUGGAGGUUCCGACAGUUCACGCAGCACUGCUCGCAGAUGGACUACCAUCAGCAGGCCAUAAACUGGAACAUUCCGGGCUGGGCAGUCAGAGACCAAUUGACAUGGGGAAUAGGCUCGGGCCAGAUGGAAGGAUGGAUGGCUCCCCCAACUAAGCAUGAUACACUCCAAAGAUGGAUCAUGUACACAAAGAAGUAUUCGCACUUCAAUGCCUUGGGAAUAGGACGCAACUCCGUCACACACCUCCCCAACGAGAGCACACUACGUGCACGUUACCAGCUGCUCAAUCAUCUGGAACCCAAUGAGACACAGUACAGAUCAGAGUGGGUCAGGCAAUAUACCUACGCCAUCACAUUGCUGAUGGUGGUAGCGGGCGGUCACUGCCGACUUGUCGAGCACAAAGGACUACAUAUCUGGAAUGGAUGUUGUGCGAUUCCUGGCAUUGCAAGCACUCAUGCUGGAAGAGGCAGUAUUUCUCCAUACACCAACUAUGUUGCAUGUUUGAGAGUGGAAACUUCAAACUUUGUAUUUGCUGCAUGCUGGAAUGGGCAAUACGCAUCUGCUGACAUGACAUUUACCAUUCCCAACAGUCUUUUCUACACUCAAUAUCCAUCCUACACACUGCAAGACCAGUCAGAGCUAUUGCAAAAGAAAAAGAAAAAAAUUGUGACAGUCCGCUCUUGGAUGCAGGAAGUUGCAGAGAGGGGCAACACUGUGGUGUUCUGGGCCAAGGCUACCCAAGAGGGUUUGAAGGUGCCCUUUGCAAUGUGA